Messenger RNA from Cotesia glomerata, 534 nucleotides. RefSeq lists its product as uncharacterized. NCBI's taxonomy places the organism in Eukaryota, Metazoa, Arthropoda, Insecta, Hymenoptera, Braconidae. The record is from RefSeq and is a predicted model, not a curated record. The transcript has 2 exons. Bases 49 to 519 code for a protein of 156 amino acids.
UUUUACAGUACUGAAUUUCUCUCAGAAUUUAAGAAGCUAAGAAGAAUAAUGGGAGCUCCGGUUAUAUUUGUUUUUGUAUUGGCAAUUACUGCCCAAUCAGUAUAUUCUCAUGUGGGAUUGUCUCGUGAGGGUGUAAUUGAACAAGACAAAAAUCCUGAGCACACCUCAAACAUCAAAGUUGAUAUUAAUAUGGAAAACUCAGCAAAGGAAUCACCUGUGAGUGGUUCCCAUUUUUACCAUGGUUUAUCAAGCUUUGGUUUUGGACAAAAUAAAAAAGUUGAGCAACAAUCAGAAGGUGAAGUGAAAUUUCAUGAAGAAAGCCAUCCCGAAAAACAAUGUAGUGUUAGUUGUACUUGUGCCGCCGGUUGUAGUUGUAGUUGCAGCGGAAGCUGCUGUGGUAGUGACGGCUGCAGUCACAGCUGCAGCUGCUGUUGCCAUGGCAAAUUCAGCAAUUACACUGGCAUUGCUGAAGAUUUAAUUGGCAUGCCAAUCAAACCUCAAGUUUAUAAUAACUUGUAAACCAAUUUCAGUUUU